AUGACUCGUGGCGGUCCAUGCCGUAUCGGCGUUGAUGUCGGUGGAACUAACACCGACGCCGCUAUCAUUGAGAUCUCAGCAUCCGAGACAGAAUCAAGAGGUGUAAGGGCUUCAAGCAAAACGCCCACAACCGUUGAUGUCACAUCGGGGAUUCAUACUGUGAUUGAGGAUGUCUUGUCAAAGUCGUCCGUUGAUCGUCGAGACAUCCUUAGUGUAGCCAUUGGCACGACGCAUUUUGUGAAUGCUGUUGUGGAGGCAGAUGCACGACGACUUAGCAGGGUGGCUGUAAUUCGGCUCUGCGGCCCUUUCACAAAGAUGUUGCCGCCGUUUUCUGACUUUCCGCCGGAGUUGAAGAAUAUAAUGAGCGGGCCUGUUUUCUAUCUAGAUGGAGGACUUGAAAUCGACGGACGUGAGAUAUCUCCAUUAAACACUACUCAAAUUAAGGAGACCGUUCGAUCCAUCCAAGCCGCGGGAGUUGACAAGAUAGCUCUAGUGGGCAUAUUCUCUCCCCUAGACGCACAAGGACUUCAUGAAGAAACCUGCAAACAACUGAUACUUGAAGAAGACCCAUCUCUAUCAGUAGUAUGCUCACAUACAAUCGGAGAAAUCGGGCUCUUGGAGCGCGAAAACGCAACUAUCCUGAAUGCCUCAAUCUUAAGUCUCGCAAGACGAACAGUUCAUGCUUUCUGUGAAGCGAUGAAGAAGCUUCGUCUAGAUUGCCCACUGUUCCUAACACAAAAUGAUGGAACAUUGACAAAUGCCGCUACCGCGGCGGAGUUGCCAAUCAAGACAUUCGCCUCUGGUCCUACGAACAGUAUGACAGGUGCAGCAUACCUAGCCUCAUUGGACCGCGGAGAAUGUAGGACCCGAUCUGAAACUCAGGUUCUGGUUGUUGAUGUUGGUGGCACGACCAGUGAUGUUUGCGCAUUACUUCCAUCAGGAUUCCCGCGUCAGGCGCCGAAUUUUGUUGAGGUUGGUGGUGUGCGGACUGCCUUUUCAAUGCCGGAGGUACUCUGUGUUGGGCUUGGAGGAGGCAGUCGUGUCAUGUAUGAUGAAGCUUCGGAUAGUGUUCAAGUUGGCCCUGAAUCAGUUGGACAUUACCUGACUACUCAAGCUUUGGUCUUUGGUGGUGAGGUCAUGACGACCACUGAUAUUGUUGUGGCUUCGGGGAAAGCAGAUAUUGGGGACGUGAAGAGGGCCAGGGCUAUCUCCCCUGCACUUGUCAACAAAGCACGCGUUCAGAUCAAGAAGAUUCUUGAGCGAGCUGUUGAAGAUAUGAAGGUGUCCGAUUUGCCAGUGACUCUUCUACUCGUUGGUGGUGGGUCAAUUGUUCAAAUGGAUGAACUGGAAGGUGUUGCAGAAUGUAUAAUCCCGCCACACCAUGAUUCUGCGAAUGCCGUUGGCGCUGCGAUUGCGAAGGUUUCAGGUGAGGUUGACAUCAUUGAGAUAUUACAUGGUCGUGAUGAGAAAGCGGUGCUGGAAGAUGCGAAGCAGAAGGCUAUCGAAGCCGCUGUGGCUCAUGGUGCAGACAGGAGCGACACCAAGAUCGUUUCCAUUGACAAACUUCCUCUCCAGUAUGUCACCAACAAAGCUACGCGGUUUGUCGUUAAAGCCGUUGGUAGACUGGCGGUGUCUGCAAAUCACUCUCCAUCUACAAAUGGAGCAUCUUCAAUCAAUGGGUCUGAGAUUUAUACAAACAGCGAGAAUGGGCCAGAGCCAGAAAAACAUGUUAAAAAGAAAACAUCAGAAUCGCUACGAUCAAUGGUCAAGUUCUCCGCCUUCAUGGAUAUCGAAAGCUACCAGCCCGAUGUCCAAAACGGCAUAUGGUACAUCUCGCCCCUCGACCUAGAAUUCUUGGCAACAGGAACUGGUGUCCUCGGAACCGGUGGUGGAGGCUCCUCAUACCUCGAAUAUCUACGAUGCCUGGAAAGCCUGCGCAACUCCGGCAAAAGAAUGCGUGUCAUUUCUCCAAGUUACAUGAAAGAUUCAGACAUUUGCGUCUUCGGGUCAUGGUAUGGCGCACCAAGCGUGGGCAAUGAGCGACUAGCGGCCGGAACAGAGAUCAUGGACGCAAUAGAUUGCUCUGUUAGGAUAGGGGGCCAUACCCAUUUCGAAGCCGUGAUGGCGGAUGAAAUCGGUGGUGGUAAUGGACUUUCGACGUUCCCAUCCAGUGUUCACUAUGAUAUCCCUGUUGUGGACGGUGACUUGAUGGGACGGGCAUACCCAACUAUGGAACAUGGCACUCCAUACGUUUACGGUGAACCUAUCACCCCUUGUGCUAUGGCAGAUGCUCGAGGAAACACAUCCGUGGUUAUGAACGCCGAAUCAAACUCACGAGUCGAGACCAUGUUGCGCACUCAAUGUGUAGAUUUGGGCCUCAGUAUUGCCAUUUCUGCUACACCCUUGACUGGAAAAGCCAUCAAGCAAUAUGCCAUUCCGAACACAGUAUCGCAAGCAUGGUAUAUUGGACGUGCCAUCCACAGAGCCAGAAAAUCCAAAAUCAAUCUAGUCAAUGCUAUUUUCGAAACGACCCCCGGCUAUCUCCUUUACACCGGCAAGAUCAUCGACGUAAAGCGAGAUGUCCAAGAAGGUUACACAAUGGGCACGUGUACAAUCAUACCACUCAGCAAUGAGGAGCAAGAUCUCGACGGCCCAGUCAACGGCCACCAUGAUGAUACCCGCUGCUUGAUAGUUCCAUUCCAGAACGAGUUCCUCUAUGCUGCAUACGCAGACAUUGCAAAUCCCGACGAUGUCUCCCGCCAUGAGAUUAUUUGCACGGUCCCAGAUCUCAUUUCGAUUUUGGGACAAGAUGGUGAGGCGAUAGGAUCUCAGGAUCUGCGGUAUGGUCUACGUGUUAACGUGAUUGGUAUGGCUGCGCAUCCGCUUUGGACUGGAGAUGAGAGGGGGUUGAAGGUUGGGGGACCGGAGGGAUUUGGGUUGGAUAUGGAGUGGAAGACUAUUGGGGCUUAUCAGAAGCCUCCGAGUGUGAUUGACGAGUUUAAUAGACAAGUUUAG
Molecule: messenger RNA, 3015 nt
Organism: Penicillium longicatenatum
Lineage: Eukaryota; Fungi; Ascomycota; Eurotiomycetes; Eurotiales; Aspergillaceae
Exons: 6
Coding region: 1-3015 (1004 amino acids)
Biological process (GO): glutathione metabolic process
Cellular component (GO): cytosol
Molecular function (GO): 5-oxoprolinase (ATP-hydrolyzing) activity
Source: RefSeq, a predicted model, not a curated record